UGCGACCUCGUUUGCGAGUUCGCUUGUCGCCAGCGCUCGUGAAGCUGGGCUGGCGCACACUCGCAUGCUUUUCCUUCGUUCUGCGGGAGAAAGGCCGUCUUUUUUCCCCGAUCAGCUACAGGUGUUCAGUUCGCGUUCCGCGGAGAUCCCGCCAAGCGAGGAAAACCUUUUUUCGCUGUUUAUGGUCUUUACUCUUCAACAGGGUUAGGAGAGCAUCUAGGGGGUCACAGAGUUACUCUCUGCGCGACCUGCCGAGCACACCGAUCUCCUGCAACGUCCUCCCCGGCCGCGAGGAUUUUUCCUGAGACGGGACAGUGGCAAUCGCAAGCAUUUCUGGGGAAUUCUUUUCCUCUUCUAGAACAAAGUCGCCUCGCAUUUCUCGAAGGAAGCUGUGGGGGAGGACCCCUCUGUUCUUUGCGGGUAUUUUUAAACCGGCGCAACAGCCGAUCGAGGACGUUGUGUCUCUCGCUGCUCCGUGACUUUCCUCGUUGGCACUCUAGGCACCUCGUUUUCAGCUGCUUCUAGAAAGCAAGUAAUGUUUUCUACAGAUUUUUCGGGCAUUUCAGUGUGCGGAGCCAAGUCUUCUGGAUGAGUCGUUCUCCAGGGACCAUGAAGUCGCCGGGGAAAGCGAGAGAGAUCGACGGAAGCGCCGCCUUUGCGAGAACGUGGAUGCGGUGAACAAAGACCUCCAAGAUUCCGUUAGGGAGAGCGACAGCCCCCAAAGGAAUAGAGUGUCUGCGAAGAAGGCUCGGAAGGCGAAGAAAACAAAGACGACCCCGUGAACAAAGUAGAGAACUUGCAGGUGAACGGACACGGCGAGUUUCCUCUUGCGUUCAAAAGGCGCUGGAACAGAAAGAGGCCAAGACAAAGCAGGCUUCGAUUCCACGAAUCAAGUGCAGUUGUCGGUGUGCUUCUCUCCUGUUUUCUAAGCGCACAUUGCGACCUCACAGUGUCGGCGUCUUUCUUCACUGUUUUCCCCCCGUUCUACUCGUUUUCUUCCUCUGUUCUUCCUUCUCUUCGUCUCCUUCGUUCUUUCAUUCUUCUCCUUCUCUUUCUUCUUCUUCUCUUCCUUCUUCUCCUCCCUCUUCUUCUUCUCUUCCUUCUUCUCUUCCUUCUUCUCUUCCUUCUUCUCUUCCUUCUUCUCCUCCCUCUUCUUCUUCUCCUUCUUCUCUUCCUUCUUCUCUUCCUUCUUCUCCUCGGGUCCCUCGAGGAUGGACGCUCCGGACAUGAGGCGGGGAGCUCGUUGGUCGUCGGACUCUGUCGCUUCCCCCUCGGGUGGUGGCUCUUCCGAAGCCGGCAAGAAGGAGGACGGGGAGGCUGGGGAUCCUUCCUCUGCCUCGCUUGCAGAACGAAGAGACGGCCGCGCCUUCAGCGGCGCAGAGACUUGCGGGAGGCGAGGGGACGCGCUUCUCUCGCGCUUCCGCGGCUGGCUGUGGAGACAGCCAGCGAGAGAAGAGAUCUCGAAGCGGCCGGGAGGGCAGAGGGAAGAGCGCGAACUCGGCCGGCUCUUGCCUGCAUGCGAGACGCCCAGGUCGAGUGAGUCGAAGGCGUGCAGUCCCCACAAAAAGGGCAACCUGCUCAAGAGAGAUCGCCAGACCGAUGCAGAGCGGUGGGGACGAAGUCGAGGCGUGUCUUUCUCCUUCAGAGACGUCCAAUGCAGCGUCCGCUUCGCCGGCCCCGACGGAAAAAAACAGAAGAAAACGAUUCUGUGGCCGAUCUCGGGCGACUUUCCUCCAGGAAGCGUCGUCGGAAUUCUCGGACCCUCUGGAAGUGGAAAGACGACGCUUCUUGACGUCUUGGCGAGUAAAAAAGUCCCCAAGGCCUACACCGGCGAGAUCUUUGUCGACGGCAAGAAACGAGAGGAUAAACGCUUCAAAGCUCUCUCCAUCUACGCUCCUCAGGAAAACAUUUUCAAUGGAAACGAAGAGGUUCGGGAAGUGCUGGCUUUCGCUGCGGCUCUGAAGUCGGGUCGUUCGAAGGAGGAUCAGAAGAGGCUGGUGGACGCAACUCUUUCUUUUCUCGGUCUUGAGCGCGUUGCUACUCAACGCGUUGGAAACACCGUCGUUCGGGGCAUCUCCGGAGGCCAGAAGCGUCGUCUCGUCAUCGGCCGCGCAUUGGUCACCAACGCGAGUCUCGCCUUUUGCGACGAACCGACUUCAGGCCUGAGCUCGACGGACGCAGAGGCGCUGAUGCUUGGCAUCAGGGAAGUGGCGAAGGCCUGUCGCGUCACCUUCCUCAUCGUUAUCCACCAGCCGCGUGUGGAAGUCUUUGAGCUUUUCGACGAGGUUAUUCUCCUCGCACAAGGCCGGUGUCUGUACAACGGCCCACGGUCCCAGAUGGAAGCAUACUUCUCUGCCCUAGGCUUUCCUCUUCCACCCUACGUGAAUCCGGCAGAGUUUUACAUGGAGCUCACCGCGCACGACGCGACUGUGGAGCAACUCGCGACCGCGUACGCCUCGAGAGCGGAGACAGGUGUCUCCUCGCGCCCAGAGGCGGCGGCUUCGGGCUCCCUGCUGGAGGACGCGCAGAGACAACAGCGAGAAGAGCUGGCGGAGGAGGUCGACGGUGCCGACGCGGCAGACGAAGAGGAAAGAGGCGAACACCUUGUGGAAGAAAACGAAGAAGACGAAACGCCGAACAGUCGAAGAGAAUCUACAGCAGCGUCUCUCGCAGGCAUGCACGCGCUCGUGACGGCACUUCACGACGAUCCUCGAUCGAUGCAUCCACUCCCGGGAUUCUUCGGACGGUUCAUGAUUUUGACGCGUCGCAAUGUGACGCUGGCGUGGCGAGAUCGAAAUGUUGUCUUCAUGGUUGCAUGCAACGCCCUGCUCGUUGCAAUGCUCGCGUCCGUCCUCUUCUUCAACGUCUACCAAGAAAAAGCCAUCAUGUAUCACCUGUCGGUCUUCUUCUUGGUUUCGCUUUCUCUGGCAAGCAUCCCGGCGGUGAACAUGGCGAUGUAUCUCGAAAAGAAGGUGUCUUAUCUCUACGAGGCCUCCGACGGCUUUUACACCGCGGGGCCGUACCUUCUGUCUGAAAUGACCACCGGCUUCCUGAUGCUGCUGGGCGCGACGCUUCUGGUCUUCGUCGUGGUCUUCCCCUGCUGCGCCUUUCCGUUUUCCAAAUUCGGGAUGGUCUUUCUGCUCUUCAUUCUUUUUCUUCUCGUGGUGGACGCCGUCAUGCAGCUCGCUGCUGCCAUGUGCGCCACUUUCAUUAUGGCGAGCACCUUCGCGGGCGGCUGGCUGGCGUUGACUUCCGUUGUGAAUGGGUACAACGCAAAUCCCAAGUCGAUGCCUGCAUGGCUCACGUGGCUGGUGUACCUCUCGCCCUUCUACUACCUCAUGGAUGGUGUGGCGAUUGUCCUCUGCUGGGAGAACCAAGAUCUUUUCGGAACUCCAGAAAAAGCAGCGAAAUAUGGAUACACCAGUUGUGAAGAACUUCUGAAGGCUUACGGGUUUGCUGGGACCCUCGGGGGAAGCUCCCUGACUCCGCCACAGUGGCUCUGGUCUGUGGACGUCCCAGUUUUGUGCUUAAUGACUGUCGGCAUGAAGACGUUCGCCUGUUUUUACCAGGCGUACUGUGUCCGGCUUCGUCGCUGAUCGAGCUCAAAAGCUCGCAGGCUUUCUCCAGUCAACUCUGUCUCUCUCUCGCUUGCCUCUCCGUGUGACAGAUGCUGGUCUCCUCAGUGCACUGCUACUUCGCCCGCUAGGGAGGUGUGCCUGACGUGGUGUGUCAAGCAGUAAACGGCUGCACCGACUUGUUUUGUUUCGUUAAAAGGCACAACGCUUUCGGAAAACUGCGCUUGACUGCGACACCGUGGACACGGCAGUAAACACAGCAACGUUUGAUGGAAACCAACCGAUGUGUCGCGAACGCCUCUAGAGAAAGGCCAGCGACGAAGAACGGCUCAC
This is a messenger RNA of Toxoplasma gondii ME49, 3908 nucleotides long. It is a transcript of the gene ABCG87, whose product is annotated as ATP-binding cassette G family transporter ABCG87. The transcript has 12 exons. Bases 1212 to 3596 code for a protein of 794 amino acids. Gene Ontology annotation, cellular component: plasma membrane. Lineage: Eukaryota; Apicomplexa; Conoidasida; Eucoccidiorida; Sarcocystidae. The record is from RefSeq and is a predicted model, not a curated record. Gene Ontology annotation, molecular function: ATP hydrolysis activity; ATP binding; ABC-type transporter activity.